UUAAGUUAUCUCUUCAUUUAGUUCUAGGGUUUCGCCUUUUAAGUUAUCUGCCAUCAGCCACCAAAGCCACCCCCACCUCCGUCCCCUCCGAGUAAUAAUAAUGACUGACAUUGGAGAAACUUCUAUUUCUUCUUCUUCUUCAACGACAACUGAUGAAAAACCCUUGAUUGUUAGGGUCAAGAGAAAGUCUUCUCAAUCCCGGUGUCAAUUUCUAGGGUUAAAAAUCAAUGAAAGACCACUAAAGCGACCAUUAGUGGACUUUGAGAAAUUAUCAAUUUCUGAUUCAUCUCAAACAGAAAUCUUGAAAUGCAAAAAGGUAUUGGUACAACAUGUAGAAACAGUUAGUAGCACGAAAGCUGCAAUCGGUGUUUUGCAAUCAAUCGUGGUGAGUAUCAUGAUUUUCUUAGUUCUAAUUCUAAAGCAAAUAGACUGUGGCAACUAUGUGACCCAUUUGAUAUAUACUUAUGACAUUUUGCCAUUUUCAUGGGAGAAACUUCUGAAAAAUGAUCUGGUUUUGGAGAUAUCUAAGGAAUUGAAUCUUUUUGAGCAGCCUAACUCUGACUAUGCCACCGAUUUCAAAACUAAAGUCGAAGAACGAAGACAGACCUUCAAACAAGAGAAUAAGCAAGUUCAGCGGCUUUCUAGAGCCAGAGAAAAUCAUGAGGACAUGGCAAAAAAUGCUCGAUUUGAACAAAUAUGGAAGAGGAGAAAGGGAAAAGUUCAGGGUGGCAGCAUACAUGAACUGUGUCAUAUUUAUGAUGUUGUUCGUGUUGAUGUUGAGGAGGAAACACCAAAGAAGGAAGAACAGCCAGAAGAUUCCUCUUUGGAGGACAACAAAAUUUUGUGCAACUUUCUGCCUCUUAUGAGGGAGUUUCUUCCGGAUGUUGCUGCAGAGAUUCAAUCUGAUAUGCAGUCAUACAUCAACAGUGAAGCAAUGGAUGAUUAUGUAUAUGAUUUGAACACUGUGAAGGACGAGAGGAACGCAACUGAAGAAGAAGACACUCUAAACACAUAUCCUCUAGUUCAAGUAGGUGAAGAUGAUGAUUACUGCGAUGGACCCAAGGAAUCUGAGUGGGAUACCAGCGUAAAAUGCUCGUCUGCUAACAGUUCACCAGACAACAACCAAUGUUACAGAACGACGUAGACUGUAUCUAGAGCCAAUGCAGUCUUGCUUGACCUUGUUAUGCGAUUGAAUAAAUGUUAAACAUAAUAGUCUGAUGAUGUUUAAAAUAGUAACAAUGAAAACUGAGAGCAUGCAUCUAACUAAAGCAUAUUGUAAACAAGUAGCAAAAAAACUGUGAAGA
Papaver somniferum (opium poppy) is the source of this 1304-nucleotide messenger RNA. RefSeq names its product RNA-directed DNA methylation 4-like. Bases 101 to 1144 code for a protein of 347 amino acids. Lineage: Eukaryota; Viridiplantae; Streptophyta; Magnoliopsida; Ranunculales; Papaveraceae. The transcript is spliced from 9 exons. The record is from RefSeq and is a predicted model, not a curated record.